AUGUUGCAAAGAACAUCCUGUUUUCUCGUUUUUUUGUUGUCUGCGGUCAAUGGGCAGCAACAGAGACAAAUUCUGUAUUCUAGACUGGUGGACGAGGUGACCGACUACUCUUUAGCUGAGCUAUAUGGGGCAGACGAGCAUUUUUCCCAUUGUGCAGAACUGUGUUUUGAGGACGACUACUGUAUGGAGUUCCUUUACAGCGAAACAAGUAGAGAUUGCAUUGGACGUCAUUAUGUUCGAAAGAGAAACUACUCUUACAAGAAGGUUAUCCCGCCUUCUACCCGAAUGCUACACUUUAAAAGAGAAUUAAACUGGAUAAUGCAUUCUGGGCACUUGUAUUACUAUGGAGGAAAAGAACAUAAACUCAAAUGGCGAAAGGCAAAGUUGCUAUGCAAGAAACUAGGUGCACACUUGGUGGAAAUUGAAAGCAAAGAAGAAUCUGAUUGGCUAGCGUCUGAAUUUAUCAUGAGAGACGAUUGUUCUCCUGACAUGUACGAGACAUGUACAGCUUGGAUAGGAGGACACGAUCGUUCCACUGAGGGCCAUUACAUGUGGGUCCAUUCGAACACGUCUCUUGAGUUUACUAACUGGAAUCCAUCCGAAUCAAGCUUUGGUAAUUGGAGUGACUGCAUUGAUAUUUUACGUAAUGGAAAAUGGAACGACAGACACUGCUGGUUUUUAAAUUCGUUUAUUUGUGAGAGAAAUAGUGUUCACAUUUAGAUCAUUAUCCGUAUAGGACCACUCAAAAUUUUCGAUUGGCUUAACUGGCUGGUAUCAAGGUAAACUCAGCAUAGAUUUCUUUUCGGCCUCCAACUGCAUGGGCCUGUUUUCAGAAAUCAGAUGCAAGAAUCUUAUUUGGGCCUUUUAUUUGUGAAAAAUUAUCUGAAUAUUAAUACUCUCCAUGCUUAUUUUUUACUUUCACAAAAAAAUAUUGAUUUUUGAAAAUUCCUUUUGAAGAUCAGUUGAAAAAAAAACCUGCAUGUUCACUGAAAGGUGACCUAGCGUUCAGUUCAACUUGAUUACUUUUUGUCUGCAAUCCACCUUUUCAAACCUUUCAGUUAACAUUUAGUUGACUGAAUGACACAGGUCCAUCCUAUGUUACUGUCCGUUGUUUUUAUGCAUAUCUCUGUAAAUAAUACACAUGGCUUGAUUUCAUAUUUUCAAUGUUCAGAGUUUGGUGUUUUCUAUAACGUCAGUUUAUACGCACGACACUUAGUUAUUAUUGUAUGUUUUAUUUUAUGUGCCGCGAUUUUUAGAUUCUUGUCUGAAUGCUCGUAAUCUAUGGUUUACGCGAUUUUUAGAUUCUUGUCUGAAUGCUCGUAAUCCAUGGUGUAAUUCAUUUUGAUAAUUGCCUACCUUUUUCAUGACCUAAACCAAAUUGUCAGGUACGUGUACCUGUAAAUAUACUCUAAGCUGUGCUUAUUGAUAAAAUUGUGCAUAAAUUGUGGUUACAUUUUGCCAUGUGUUCGACCUAUGGUGCGCCAUUUCAAUCAUAUUAUGUUAUUUAUUAAAUGUUGAAUAAUGAUUUCUCUCGAAUGUUAAGUGAUUUGAAAAACUGAAGUCAGAUGUACGGAUUAUUAUGUUAUGGUAACAAAAACCUAAUUUGGUUUCUCUUCAUUAAAUGUAGCUUUUUAGCAGCAUGCUCGCACGCAUACUUUGAAUGACCUCACACAUCAGUGAACAAGCCUGACGUGUAUGAUGGUUACCUAUCUGUUGAAAUAGACUUUCAAACGGACCUGCGAGUUCUUAUUCAGGCGAAAUAUCUGUAUUUUCGUUCAAUCGAGUAUUUAUUCGUAAAUGUCAUUAGAGAAAGAAAGAUUUAGUGAGAUUGUCUGUACAUCGAGUUAGUAAAUUAUGAAAGCUUGAACUGCCUAUGACACUGGAGUUCAAUUUGUAAGGGACUACUCAAAUGCGACAAUGUAUUUUCUUAAGCUGGCCUGUAAGAAUAAUGGUUAAUCCCAUAAUAUAGUGUAACGUAUUCACUUUGAUGUUGAAUAAUAAAUACCGUUUUUAAAAUUUCCAAAUUUUAUUAAGUCCGAAAAUCAGUAUUUCACAUUACAUACAAAAGUACAGCUCAAUUUAACAAAGGUCGGAAAUAGAAGAACACACAAUUUUCACUCACACGCUUUUCAUCUUUGACAACUCCGCCUACUCUCACCUUAACCAGCCAAUAGAAAUAAUUAAAAAGUUUCAAAUAAAUUUGCAUCAGCAAGCAGAAUUUUACAAUGCUCACAUAUGGAAGACAGAAAACCGUAAUUUUAACCAUGAAUAAAUCAAAGAAACGUAUUUCUCAGAUCUGACUGUUAAUUUUACAAUAAUUAAAGAAUAAUGACAUUGGUACCAAGAUUCAGGGAAGGGGAAUGUCAAGAUAAAAUUACAUGUACUAACGUAUGUUUAAAUUAGGGGACUGAAGGUUAUGAUUGCUGUCUUACUUGAAAUUUAAAUAUUGUCUCUCCGAAGAUAUUUCUGCAGCAAAUGUGCACGACAUUUAAUGAUCAAAUUACUGUAAUACUGACGGGAGUUGAUUUUAUCGAUUAUUAUUUAUUUUAAAAUCAACGAUAUGCAAUUUUGUAUGCAUGGCAAGUAAAUUCCUAUAAGUAUUUGAAUUACGCACAUUUUUUAUAAUAUGAAUUCUCCUACAGGAAAUUCGUGAAAAUCCAAUAUAAAUCAUGUUGUGUAAUAUUCUAAGAAUUAGUCCAUCAAACUGAGUAUCAGUAAUCGAAAUAGUUAUGAGAAAUUGUAUGGAUCCAAGCAAAAUUGAACUCUAGUCUCGUUCAACCAGACUCUCAGCUGUAUCCGUUAAUCUACGACAAGCAAGAGAGACUCUCUGCUUGCCGGAGAUUUACGGAAACAGCCGAGCGUCUGGUUGAACGAGACUUUAUUGAACUCUGGCGUAUGAAUACAUAAAAUGUACGACUUCAAAAAAUAUCUAAAUUGUUCGUACCAUUUAAAAUCUGACUAUUUACAAGGUAUCUAUAAAUUUGUUUCCUUGAAAACCAAUGCUUAAGAACUCAUUACUUCGAAUUUAUUGAUUAGAACUAAAUGUUGUCAGCGGUGUUGAUUUGUGCUUCGGUCCAAACACUGUUUCACUUUCGGUUUGCCUGAGUAACUGCAUAGAAAUUGAUUAAAAUUAACUCCCAAAAAUUCACAUACACGUGAAAGAAAUGCAAUUUAUAUCGAUAAAAGGGAAAAUAUUCAAGAUAUGUUCAUUGACAUAAUAUCAGUUUUACAUCGAAAAAAUCCACAAGAACGAAAACAGAUUUCUUACGAAAAUGUUUUUAUUUGUUUUGAUUCGGGAACUUCCAUCUCUAUUGCAAUGUAAAAGCCUGUUAGACUGUUUUAGGCGUGUAUAAAAAACCUGACAAGCUAGAGGGGCGUUUCAACGGCGAAAUCUUGGGAUUUUAUUAUACGAUUAAAUAAACAUUGCUUGCACCCAAAGGUAUUAAUAAAUGUAGAAUGAUUUAAGAAAUUGUGCGGCAAAAAUGUAUUGGGACAGACUAUAAAAAUGCAUAUAAGUAAUGAACAGAUUUUUAAGAAUUUAGGGGAAAGGAUUAUUUCAUAUAUUUCACACUGUUUUAUCAUUUGUUUCCUUAGUAUAUUCUUUCAUUUACACCCACGAUCAUGAAAAAUUGAUUAAUCCAUGUAACAAAUGGGUAUUAAUAUGACAUAAUUGAUGCAAAAAUUGUAGAUUGAAGAGAUUAUUGUGAAAUAAUCCUAAAUUACUCUAUUCUCCGAGCUGUAGAAAUAAUAUUAUCAAACUAAAGUGAUUGUGUGAAUAUUAUCAAAUCUGUUGAAUUGAAAAAUAAAAUAUGUUACUUACACAAUAUGUUAUACAAUAUU
Messenger RNA from Magallana angulata, 3840 nucleotides. Its product is annotated as P-selectin-like. The record is from RefSeq and is a predicted model, not a curated record. Lineage: Eukaryota; Metazoa; Mollusca; Bivalvia; Ostreida; Ostreidae. Gene Ontology annotation, cellular component: external side of plasma membrane. The coding region runs from base 1 to 720 and encodes 239 amino acids. The transcript has 4 exons. Gene Ontology annotation, biological process: biological process involved in interspecies interaction between organisms. Gene Ontology annotation, molecular function: carbohydrate binding.